UUAUAUCAAUUCUUGUAUGUUUGCCGCUUUACCUCUACGCUACUCUUAACCCCAGAAGAACUGUUCUUUAAAUUAAACAGGUCGACAGCCCUUCUCGUUCAACCUCAUCCUCAACACGACGCAAGCUUUGCUGUCUUGCCAAAUGGAUAAAAAAGAGGAAAUUGCACUUGACCGGAUGAGAAAAUCAGUCCAAAAACUCGGUGGCUCUACUGAGAGGUAUGGGGACCCAACAUUGACAAGGUUCUUGAAGGCAAGAUCAAUGGACUCGGAAAAGGCAGCAAAAAUGUUUGUGCAGUGGCAGACAUGGAGGGCUAGUUUUGUUCCAAAUGGGUUUAUUCCUGAAUCUCAAAUUCCUGAUGAAUUGGAAUCAAGAAAGGCGUAUUUGCAGGGUUUAUCAAAAGAUGGUUACCCAGUUUUAAUUUUCAAAGGAAGUAGGCAUUUUCCCUGCAAGGAUCACCUUCAAUGCAAGAGGUUUGUGGUAUAUAUGUUAGACAAAGCUGUUGCAAGGGCAAUUAAAGAGCAUGAAAUAGGAAAUGAGAAGUUCAUUUGCCUUAUUGAUCUUCGGCAACUAACAUAUAAGAACUUUGAUCCUCGCGGAUUAAUCAAUGCUGUACAAUUUCUGCAGGCUUACUAUCCUGAGCGUUUAGAAAAGAUAUACAUGUUAUUCAUGCCCCGAUUCUUUCAAAGUGUUUGGAAGAUGGUUUGCCACUACCUUGACAAGGGAAUAAGAGAAAAGACUGAGAUAGUGAAGAAUGAUGAAAAAGCAAGAGUCGAGUUCGUAAAAAAAAUUGGUGAGGAGGUCUUACCCAAAGAGCUUGGUGGUCGAGCACAGCUUGUAGCUCUGCAAGAUGUUACAGUGCCUCAGUUGAACUGAAAUAAUGAUAUAGAGAUCAGAAGAGCUAUAAUCAAGUUUUUCUUUUUUUGGAUCUUCCUGUUGUGGGAGUAUUAAUUAGCUCUUUUUGUUGACAAUUAUAGCAUUAUAAUUAAAGAUUUGUCAAGCUUUACUCUGCUGAAGUUUCAUGCUUUGGCUAUGAAUAAUGCAUUUUUGAGACUUA
Populus euphratica (Euphrates poplar) is the source of this 1055-nucleotide messenger RNA. Its product is annotated as CRAL-TRIO domain-containing protein C3H8.02-like. The transcript has 6 exons. The coding region runs from base 143 to 874 and encodes 243 amino acids. The record is from RefSeq and is a predicted model, not a curated record. Lineage: Eukaryota; Viridiplantae; Streptophyta; Magnoliopsida; Malpighiales; Salicaceae.